AUGUGUCACUAUUGUCGCUAUUUAGAAAAUGAAGAAAAAAAAAAAAUUACUGAACGUAAUCAUGUUCAAUAUGAUCAAUAUAUUGCACAAGGUGUAAAACGUCGUCAUAGUCGAUCCUGUGAUUUAACUACCGUAUUACGUCUUAGUGCUAUGACAAUUUUUUUUGUUAUGCUCAAUGUUACAAUUGUUCUCUCACAAUCAUCACAAGUUCAACAGCAAAAAGAUCAAUCAUCUUCGAAAAUUCUUGUAGCCAAUUCACGAGAUUUUCUUUCGAAUUAUGGCCAUGAUCAAGAUCGCCAAACGACAAGAAAUCGUCAGAAUUCUCUAUCAAGGCCUCCUCAAUCAUCAUCAUCAUCAUCAAUAAAUUCAACAUUGCCAUCGCAUCCAGUAAAAACAAAACGAUUAACACAUGAAAAGCGUCUUAUUCGGGAUUUACUUAAUAAUUAUCCAACUAUAUAUGCUCGUCCAAUACGAAAUAUUUCGGAACCAUUGAUGAUACAAUUUGGUUUAACAUUAACACAAUUAUUUGAUCUUGGUUCAACAGGUCAGAAAAUGCAAACAAACACAUGGAAAACAUUCAUUUGGCAAGAUAUGAAUUUAGCUUGGAAUAUCAGUGAUUAUGGUGGAUUACAAACUGUGUGUUUACCUGCUGAUUCUAUUUGGACACCGGAUAUUGUUCUAUAUAAUUAUGCCGAUGAACGUCUAAAAGAUUGGCGUGACAUAUCCGCCGUUAUACAACAUACAGGUGAUAUUCUAUACGUACCAACAACUAUGCAAUUUAGUAUUUGUUUUCUUGAUAUAACAAAAUUUCCCUAUGAUAUUCAUCAAUGCUCAUUAGUAUAUCGUUCAUGGACAUAUGAUCAUACAAAACUUAUCCUCACUUUUAAAGAAAACAUAUCAGCUAUGGAUAUGACGUCAUAUAUUAAUUCAAACGAAUGGAAAGUUGUUGCACUUCCAGCAGAAAAUACUAUUACGAAAGAUGGAUUUUCAUUAUUAACGUAUACAAUGAUUAUUCAACGAAAAGGAGGUCUUUAUGGAUAUAUUUUAAUAUUGCCAUGUUUACUUUUAUCAGCGGCGACAAUGGUCGUAUUUUGGAUACCACCUGAAUCACCAGCAAAGAUGAUUUUAACUGUAUCAAUAUUUUCUGGUCUCUUUCUUUUAUUACUUCUGCUCGCUGAAUCUGUUCCGGGUGGUGGUGGUACCCCUAAUAUCGGUUAUUAUUAUUGUGUCAAUAUGGUUGUCGUUUCUGUAACAGCCGUCCUUGCUACUACUGUUAUACAUAUUUAUGUUCGUGGUGAUUGUCGACAAGGAGUUCCCUUGGUCAUACGUCGUAUUUUUCUUCAAGAACUUGCUCGAUUAUAUUGCAUGGCUCCAAAAAAGUCAGCGCCACCUUCUGAUACUACUUCAUCUCGAUACGGUCCACCAUCUCCCGGUGCUAUUUUAUUACCUGAACAUAUAUUUCUCACACAUCAUUUUCAUGAAGAAGAAUUUUCGAAAAAGCUAAAAUUACUUAAACAACGUUUUAAUGAAUACCAUCGACAACAACAGCAACAUGGUGGUAUUGAAGAAAAUUCCAUAACGAAUGAAACAAUGACAGCACUUAGCUUAAAUUUACGUUCAAUUGAAAAUGAUCUUAAAGAAGUUCGAGAUUACUUGAGACAUAUGAAGAAGAAAGUUGAAAAUAGCGAACAAUCAAAUAAAGAUGCCGAUGAUUGGAAACAAGUUGCACUCGUACUGGAUCGAACAUUUUUCUUUGCUUAUUUUUUAUGGUUUAUGAUUUCAGUCUUUGUUAUAUUCCCAAAAACAAUUAAUAUUUCAAAACGGAACUGGUCUAUACCAAUGUUAGCAUCGUUAAACAAUAUUAGCCUGGCUUCACACAAUCUUACUUUUUAUUAA
Molecule: messenger RNA, 1896 nt
Organism: Rotaria socialis
Lineage: Eukaryota; Metazoa; Rotifera; Eurotatoria; Philodinida; Philodinidae
Source: the annotation of a GenBank genome assembly